Caenorhabditis bovis is the source of this 816-nucleotide messenger RNA. NCBI's taxonomy places the organism in Eukaryota, Metazoa, Nematoda, Chromadorea, Rhabditida, Rhabditidae. The record is from the annotation of a GenBank genome assembly.
AUGGAUGAAAUUGAGCGAUCUCGUCAAAUAUUCAACCAACCUGUUCAGAAAAAGGAGAAAAUCUCGCAAAACGACAAAAUUAGCUACAAACACCAAAAUGAGUCGCUUUUGAAGAAGGUUUUGCAAUUGCAAGCGCUCAAUUCCAAAUCGGAGAAGACGAUUGAGCGACUUCAAAAAGAAAAUAACGAGUUGCGGAUACAAAAUCAAAAAUUGCGUGAAGGUCUCGACGAGGAAAAAAUCGACAUCAUCGUAGCCCAGCGACUAAAGAGCAAAUUGGCGCACAUUUCGGCGAUUUCGCAACGGACCAUUCAAUUUCUUCAAACCGCGGGCCUCAGUUUACAAGAGGCCGUCAAAGAAAUCGAACCCGAGCCAUCGGCACCUCCGCCGACACGCAAAAAGCUCAGCGCCGCGCCGAAUUUGGAGAAUCUUCAGGAAUCGCCGAUAUCGAAACGAUCGAGAGAGACGGACGUCGACAAUGACGAGAAUCUCUUCGCGCGGCCCAAAAAGGGUCGAAGAAGCGCCCUAAUUGGGCAUAUCGCCGAAACGCCGAGGAGUUCGAAGCCGGCGCCGUUGCGAAUCGUGCCGGGACCCGUCGACGAGCAAAUCGACAAUGAGCCGCAAAUCAAAGACGCCGAGCGGCCUGUGAAAUUCGAGCGUCCGUCGACGCCAAUUCAACUCAAUUCUACGCUUCAUCGUCCUCCGAGAUCGGCGAAAUUGAAGGUGAGCUCGUACAAAGAGCCGCAGUUGGGCGGAAAAUUGCGAAACCCCGGAAAAUUCGUCCAUGUGACCGGCAUCGACACAUCGUGUUUGGAUUGA